UGUUCUGUGAAGAAGUGAGAAAAUCGUGUUAAUUUCUUUUUAUUUCUUAUUUAAGUGAUAAUUCAAUAAAAAAAAACAAGUGCACGGCUUAAUAGAUAAAUAUAUGUGCUUGCACGUACGUUUGUUAUAUCUAAACGGUAAAAGUGAAGUGCGUAUAGAUUUAACAACAAAUUUUCGCAGUGAAAAUUUUUGAGUGCACAAAAUUUACACGCACACAUAUAAAAAGCGUACACGCAGAUCCACUUACACCCGCGCGGAGGAGUGGCAAAAGCAGUGAUAUACAGCGCAGACACGACACAACACACGCGCGACCCAUGCACGACGCACCGGAGUAUAAACACAGCAGCAGCAGUAGCAGUCGUGAGCAGCACCAUCAGCUAGGAAGAGCUCCAGUACCCAACGCAGCAGGCAUUGGAGGAUCAAGGAUAACGCCAACCACGUCGACGCAUAUACCCUCCACAGUUAGCAAAACAAGCACUUCUUCAAUGGAGUCGAUUGGACAUAGAAUACAUAGACUGGAGAAACGCCUCGAGGAGGAGAAUAAUUCACACAAUCACUUGAUGUUUGUUACAGACACUCCUAGUGGUUCUACAACGCGCGUUGGCGACAGAGAUGUCCAUAUGUCGCUACCAAUCGGCAAGACAAAACGCCCCAACUUGGGUUUGGUUAUGCCGAACACAAAUCGCAAUGGCCCACAAACAGAAAUGCACAAGAAACUUAAAAGAAUACGACAACAAUCCGGUAUAUUAACUAUAAAUGGACAAAAAUAUACAAGUAUAAUGUCGGAUUUGGAGCACUUGAGCGAUUUGGGAAACGGCACUAGUGGGAAUGUGGUGAAAAUGCGACACAAACCUACGGGCACGAUUUUAGCCGUAAAACAAAUGCGGAGCACUGGCAAUGAUGAAGAGAAUAAUCGUAUACUCAUGGAUCUCGAUGUUAUACUAAAUUCACAUGACUGCCCAUAUAUAGUGCAUUGUUUAGGUUAUUUUGUAAAUAUACCGGAUGUGUGGAUAUGCAUGGAACUGAUGUCGAUGUGUUUUGAUAAGCUGUUAAGACGUUCCAAACAGCCGGUGCCGGAGAAUAUACUUGGAAAGGUUACUGUAGCGACGGUGCACGCUCUUUCUUAUCUAAAAAAGAACCACAAUGUCAUACAUCGAGACGUGAAACCUUCAAAUAUCCUCAUCGACGAACAGGGCAAUAUCAAAUUAUGCGAUUUCGGCAUUAGCGGGCGACUUGUGGAUUCAAAAGCGAAUACACGUUCUGCUGGGUGCGCCGCUUACAUGGCGCCCGAACGCAUCGAUCCGAAAAAGCCGAAAUAUGAUAUACGCGCCGAUGUUUGGUCAUUGGGCAUAACGCUAGUGGAACUCGCGACCGGCCGUUCGCCUUACGAAGGCUGCAACAUAGACUUUGAGGUGCUGACUAAAAUUUUGGAUCACGAACCACCCAGUUUGCCAUACGGUGAUGGUUUCGAUUUCAGCCAAGAGUUUCGCGACUUUGUCGAUAAAUGUCUGACGAAGAAUGUACAUCAGCGCCCCAGAUACCAGGAACUCUUGCAGCAACCAUUUUUUCGUUACUACGAUGCGGCUGAUGUAAAUGUGGUUCAAUGGUUUAAGACUGUUGUCGAAUCUGCCGACAUAGAGAUGCAUAGAACUCACAUGCCAAUUACAACAACAACCACAGCUACACUCAGAGGAGAUGUAACAGCAGUAUCAAAUAGUAAACAUAACAAAAUUGCAAAUGCAACAAUGUUGCCAACAGCAACAACAACAAUAGCAACAACGACAAUAAAUCCAAAAAUGCCAGCGGCAAGCACCACAAACAUCACACACAUACCCAGCUAUCAGAAUUCCUAUCACAGCGCCGCCACAGCCACAGCCACACACAACACACAGCCACAAACGCUUGCGUCACGCUACAAAAAAGACGAUUACCUGCCACAUUAUCAGCCACAAUAUGCACACGCGCAAACGCAGUUGUCACAUCAUCAUCAACCAUCACAACUACCUCAGCCGAUUGCAAGCUAUUACAACAACACCAUCGCCAACAAUCAUUUACAGGGCGAGCGUGGUGGAGGCGGUGGCGUCUGCGGCAACACUGGCGGCGGCGUUGCUCUAAGCAGUGGUGUCGGCGGUGGCGGCGGCGGCAAUGGUUACGGCAGCGGUGGUUCUGGCAGCAAUAGCGCCAACAGCAGCAGUCCACAAUCGCCGCCGAGCAGCAGCUACAAGGAUGCAACGCACAAGGACGACACCACACAUAUUGUCAGCGAGAUGAGCAAAUUGUACCGCAAAUCACCGUUUCUGCAGCGCAAAUAUAGCAAUGGUUCAGGUCUGAAAUACACCAGUGCGGUUGGCGUCGCCGAGAGUCCCAAAAAGGAAUCCAUGUUUAGCAGUAUAGGUCAAUCGAUUAUACGCAACCUCACCACGUCGCCGUUUAGUCAAAAGAAGCAUCAUACACCACAACCGCAUCAAGUGGAUCCACUUUGGCGCAUGCCGAAUGUGCAGGAGAUGGGCGGCAACGCAUUCGAUGUGUAUGACAGUCCGGCUCUGCCGAAGACGGUGGCGCUUGGUUCGCCAGCAAUGACGCGGAAGCGUUUUCAAGGUGGGGCCGCUUCGCCAACACUGCCCAUAGGUAUGGCGUUGGAACCGACGCAGAAGGAGCAACAGCCAUCGCUGAUACCAGUUAAUCGCAGUGAGAUGAAUACGCAACAGCGCGUACCCGGUAAUCACAGUCCCAUAGUGCUGCAACGCUUCUACCAUCAGCAAAACCAACUGCGCGAGAAAGAGUUAGAAAAGCGUAAGGAGCAGCAAAAGCAAUCCACAAAUCCCUUUCUCGUCGGCAAUUAUCUCUCAACCACUGUCGCCGCACCCGCGUCCAACACGCCAAUGCAUUACAGCAACAGCAGCAGCAGCACUGGCAAUCAGCACCACUACCAACUGCCACAACAGCAGCAACAACGCUAUCCGCAACAGCAGUCACACCAUCAGCACCUACCGCUAACCAGCGCUGCCUCCUCCUCACAUUCAACUUCUAGUCAAUCAUCCACACAGUCCUCAUCCUCACAAAUAGCACUGAGCGAUUUACACGAACACCAACAACGCUCGCCGCCUACUUGCGCACCACCGCCACCGCCGCAAACGUCGGCAGCCGCAAUCAGCACCGCCUUUGGCACGAGUCCCAGUCAACUGCAAUAUCAGCCGUUGCCGCAGCACUAUUUACCGUUGAAUGAAAGCGCAGUACGUAGCUCGCGUUCGCCACCUACCUCGCCAGAGCAGCUGUCUUCUGAUGGUGGCGUGAGCGGCAGUGGGAGCGGUGGUGGUGGCAGCGGCAUGGCGAGUAAGUUGAGCAAAUUGUAUGCGCGUCGGCAGUGGCAAACGACAACGGCGUCGACGAUACCCACGCAUACAGGCGUGGAGGCGGUGAGUGGUAGUGGUGGAGGCGGUGUUGGCUUAGCGGGCAAAGAGUACAGAGACGAACACGGCUGGUUUAACACAUUUGCCGGCGCCAUGAAGCGUCAAUUUGCCUCUUAUGUUAAAUUACAAUUGCAUUCUGCAGGCUCGCCUUCCACCAGUGGCGCAGCCAAUCAGCAUGAGGGCAUUGGCUACGAGAGCGCGCUGCCACCAAGCGCUCAGCCUGCCAAACCAACACUCGCCUACUAUCGUACGCUCUCCGCGGGCAGCAGUAGCAAUACGAGCAACAGCACCUCGCCAACGGAGGCGCAGCCGAAACCAGCGCAAACAGCAGGCAGUGACUUCUAUGAUGGCACCAGCGGUUUUUUGCGGCGCUAUGCCGCAGCCGGCGCGAGCGGCAUGACUAGUGGGUCCUCAAAUGCGCACUUGUUAACCGGCUUGGAUCGGCGCCACCGCAGUCCAGAUCCACCGCCGCGCUAUAAUCGCGGUCAAUCGCCACUGUUGCUGCGAAAGCAGCUGUUGGAGCUGAGCGGUCAGCCGCCAGGCGGUUCACCACUGCUCAAUAGACGCUAUGUGAAUGCUUCACCGCCUUUGCCACCACCGCGUCGUGGCUCGGAGAGCGUGCCCGGCUCGCCGCAACAUUUUCGCACGCGCAUUCAUUAUACACCCGAACCACAGCGGCGCAUAUAUCGCACUAUCGACCAAUGAGUAGCACUGCAAAUAAUGCUCAUGUGAUAUUGGUAUGGUUUUGAGGAGAAUGCAAGCGAUGCGGACGGUAACGGCGUUGGCGUUGGCAGCAACAGCGCUGGCGGCAGCGGCGUGUGCGCAACCACGCAGGACGACACGGCUUUGCUGGCGGCGCCCACCACAACGCGUCGCUUGCCCACGCGCCUUGCUGUCGGCAGCAGUGGCGACGCGCUGCACACGCAGUUGGCGGGCGGUGCGCCACCGAUCACCACCAGCCCGACAGUGGACCGCAUGACUGCAUCGGAUGUGGCCGAUGUGCUGGCGCGCGAACGCGACUUUUGGCGCUUGCGGCGCGAUGAGUAGCGGCGCGUGCUAUGUGUUUAUGUUUGUGAUGUUUGGAACGUUGAAUCGCGAAUUAAUUUAAAAGGAAUUUCCGUUGUGCUCGUGUCAGUUGCAAUUUUGUGAUUUUGUUGUUAAGCUUAAAGUGAAAAUAGCUAUAUUUCGUACACUACAUAUAGUAGACAAUGUAUAAAUGUGUAUGCGUAACAAGUGUGUGUUCACAGUAAACAAGUAAUUAUUGAAGUCCGGCAACGCCAAAAGUACGUUGGAAGGGAAAAUACAAAACAGGUGCAUUUUAGUGGCAAUAAGACGGUUGUAAAUUAUGCCAAUUAAUAUUAAAAAAAGUUGCAUUGCGAAAAUAUUGAAAAAUCAUAAAUGAAGACGACUGUUUUUUAGUUGUUUGUCGACUAUUAAAAGUUUCUAUAAAGUUGUUUUAUGAAAAAUUGCAUGUAAAUUGCAAAAUUUUUUAGUUGUUUGUCGACUAUUUAAAGUUGGUAUAGAGUCAUUUUGUGACGUAAUAACAUGCAAAUUAUACAAAAGUUGCUGUCAGUGUUAGAAACGACCAGUUGAAAAACUGUAACAACAGUGGAAAAUUUUUGAUAUGUUUUAGUUAAAAAAAUACUUUUUGAAGCAAUACUACUGAAACUUAAGCAGGUUUUUUGCAUAUUUUUCAAAAUUUCGAUUUGGUUUGUGAUCAAAACUGCGCAGUUUAAACAUUAAAGCUUGCUAUAUGUAACUGGUAUAAUGAAAAUUAUGUGUUGUAAAAUUUAAACCUUAACAAAUCUGUUAAAAAAAGUUUUUAGACACCUAACACGAACUGGUAUAAAACUGGUAUAACGCAUUUUUUUGCGUUAACUAAAAUAUUUGCAUACAUUACAGCGGUUUCGACAUAAUUACGUGUUGAACACGUUUAAAACAUUAAAAAUUCAACUGGUAUAAUUUUAAUUUUCGUGCAACUCCUGUUAAUAAUGUUGCAAGUAGCCAAGAAAUUGCUUAGAACAUGUUCUCAGCACUUUUAUUGAACAGUUAUACAACUGGUAUAAUUUUUCAAACAACUGUUUUGCUUGUUACGCUGAGUUUUGCAAUUUUUUCCAACUUUUUGUCAUAUGUUUCUUAAAUAAUUUCCUAAACUACGCAGUGGUACUGCAAAACAACACCACAAUAACUUACGAAACUUGUGCAGCGCACAAAGUACGCAUGUAAACUCUUAUAUACCAUAUAUACAUUGAGUAUAUGUUUAUGUAUUGGAACGGUUUCGCUUGUUGAUAAGCUAAUGCAUAUUUAGCAUUAAAAGCAUAUUUAUAAAGACUAAAAUGUAAUAUAAGUACAUAUUAAAUUAUAAUCACAUGAAAUAAGACGAAAAUAUUUCAAAAUAAAGUGACAAAAGGCAACGCGUGCACACGCUGGUCCAACUAAAAUAAUAAUAAUAAUAAUGCUUGACAAUUUGUAUGAUAGUUUUAAGCGCAAACAUAGCGUUCCUUACCCAUAGCAAAUUUAUUACCGUUGUAAGAAGUACUGUAUAUGAAAUAGCUGCUUUAAAAGAAUUUUAUAACUAGUGUGAAACUGUUAUAUAAAAUAAGAAAAAAAAUCAAUAUUUUCAAAAAUGUAUGUUUGUAAAUUUGCUGUGCAAAAAUUGGUAAUAAACAUACAUAUGUAAAUCAACCGACUGCAGUAAAGUUAAAAAACUAGUCUAAAAUGAUUCAGCAAAGUUGGGGAAAACGCCAUUUUUAACGUUUUGAAGAAGGAAUUGUGUAGAAUUUCGCAAAAAGAAAAAUUAACGGAGGAAUAGAGAGAGUAAAACUUCUUCCGGGAGAGUAAAAAUUCCUUCAAGAGAGUUAAAACCCCUUCAAGAGCGUAAAACUUCCUUCAGCAGAGUAAGAACUCUUUCAAGAGCGUAAAACUUCCUUCAGCUGAGUAAAAAUUCUUGCAAGAGAUUUCUUCAAGUUUGUUUUAUUAUUUCACGAAAUCUUGAAAAAUCUGUAAAUAAAAUAUAUCUGAGUAAAAAUAACGCAGAAAAAAUUUAGUUCCUUAAAAAGUCACAGACAGAAUUGUAAAGACGAAAAAAUUUGUAUAAGUGAAUAAAACGAAAGAUUAAAAUCUUAAAAUGGUAUAAAUUUGUCAUUUAAUAUUUUUUCGAAAAAAAAGAAAUUCUCCCAAACAACAAACACAACUCGGCUUUUUUCGUGCACAUAACAGAAGUAAAAACCGUUAUAUUUUUGACUGACUUAAACAAUUUUGUUGUAAUGUAUUUUGUAGGUCUAGUCUUUAAACUAGUUUGUAAGCUAAAUGACAAGUAAUAAACGUGUAAACUAAUUGUUAAGCGAUAACUGUAUAAAUUUAAAUGAUACUUAUAUAUGCGCAUGUGCAACGAAGUGGAGAAGCUAACAAAGUUAUAAAAUAUUUUACGAUAUAAUAAAUUGUAAAAAAAGUA
Molecule: messenger RNA, 6864 nt
Organism: Bactrocera neohumeralis
Lineage: Eukaryota; Metazoa; Arthropoda; Insecta; Diptera; Tephritidae
Product: dual specificity mitogen-activated protein kinase kinase hemipterous-like
Exons: 10
Coding region: 315-4115 (1266 amino acids)
Biological process (GO): protein phosphorylation
Molecular function (GO): ATP binding; protein kinase activity
Source: RefSeq, a predicted model, not a curated record